AUGCCAUCAACCGAGUCUCAAGGAGACGGCUUCGUCCUCCUCCCCGUCAAGAUUCCCGCUCUUCCGUCUUGUCCCGUCAACGCCGUACACGAAAUCCGCGUUCGACGAAACGCGCCCAAGAUCCCUACCGAGAUCGACGAUCGAAGCCUGUUCUUGAAGAAUGUACCAGUAGACAGCACCGAGGCCCAUUUUCGCCAAGUGUUUGCCGCUCUCGUCGGACCCGGCCGCUUCGAGGGCAUCGCAUUCGAAGAUGAGCGAAAAGCCGCGACCGCCAUUGACCCAGCCCAGGCCGUGAAAGUCUCGAACUUUGGCAAGAAGCGCAAGCGCGGCGAGCAGGAAGCGGAGGAAAGAGCGAAGGAGGAAGAAGUGGCACGGCUGCCGGAUAUUUGGACGAGGAGGCUUCGAAAGAGCGGCAGCAGCGCCAUCGUUCUUCUGGCCGAUGACAAGAGUGUCGAGCUCGUGUUGAAGGCGAUCAAGAAGGCGAACAAGUCGAAGAAGUACCCCGUCUGGGGUGAGGGUGUGUCGAAAGACCUAUCUGAACUCGGAUCGCAAUGGAUCUCGACCCAUCUGCAACUCUCUCGCUGCGACAAGGUGGCGACGCAGAAGUCAGUUCACGCAUUCUUUAACGUCUUCAACCGCAAGGAGAAGGAGGCACAGGAAAUGGCCAAGAGGUUACGCAACGAGCCGGACGAAGACGGCUUCGUUACUGUUACGCGCGGUGGUCGUGCUGCUCCGGCGAGCAAGAACGAGGCCGAGGAGGCUCGCCAGAAGAUGGUGGACAAGGCAGCCAAGAAGAAGUCAGAGACAACCGACUUCUACCGCUUCCAAAUGCGCGAGCGUCGCAAGGCGGAGCAGGCUGCCUUGAUGCAGAGAUUCGACGAGGACCGAAAGAAGGUUGACGCUAUGAGGGAGAAGCGCGGCAAGUUCAGGCCCGAGACAUGA
Molecule: messenger RNA, 942 nt
Organism: Colletotrichum chrysophilum
Lineage: Eukaryota; Fungi; Ascomycota; Sordariomycetes; Glomerellales; Glomerellaceae
Exons: 1
Coding region: 1-942 (313 amino acids)
Biological process (GO): rRNA processing; ribosomal small subunit assembly
Cellular component (GO): UTP-C complex; CURI complex
Source: RefSeq, a predicted model, not a curated record